GCUGUAGUUGAUCAGUUCCCCGUCGUGUCUCUGCAGGUGAUCCACAAACACUUCUACCUGAAGCGGGUGGAGAUCAUGUCUCAGUGUGAGGAGUGGAUCGCUGACAUCCAGCAGUACAGCAGCGACAAGAGGGUAGGCCGCACCAUGUCCCACCAUGCUGCUGCACUCAAGAGGCACACGGCUCAGCUCAGAGAGGAGCUCCUGAAGCUGCCCUGCCCCGACGGCCUGGAGCCCGACGGAGACAACUUCCCUGAACGCAGCACGGGCCUCAAAGAGCUGCCAGGCCCCCCCGACGCAGAGAAGCCGGGGGGCAGCCAGGACAGCGAGGGCCAGCUAUGAGUCCACACCCCCCCCAUCCAUUCCCAGCAUCACGUCCCCCCCUCCUCCCUCCUCAUGAUGAUUAUUACUCUCCAAAAGACUUGAUGGCUUCAGAGCACAAGCCACCACUUUGUCAAUAUUUGUAUGUAAAGAUCUAAUAGCAGAUAGCGGGGGGGGAUGUGGGAACCGUGAGACGAACUAUGAAGUAUGCUACGCCCUUAUGAAAACAGUCAAAAAACUUUUAUUUACCUGUAAAAGAGUGUAAACAUUUUGUGCUUUUUCCAAUUGUGAAAUAACCACUGAUUGGUAUGUUAUUAAACUUGUUUAUGUAUACAUAAUGGCAGAGAAGACAUGACAGAUUAUAUAAGGGAAUGACCUUUUAGAGAAGAAUGUUUACUGAAUGUUAAUUUCCUUUUUUCUUUUUGACUGUUAGAGCAAGAUCAGUUGUAACCAAGGGUUUGGGUCAUUCUUUAAGCAAACUAUUUAAACAUGAGAGAAAAGAGAACAGGAUGUGAUAAAACGCCCCGCCCGCCGGUCAUCAUUGCUUCUUCUGAUUUCUCCAGGAUCAUACCGCUUUAAUAUCGGCUGAUGGACACAUUUUAAUGCUAUGUUAUCCCUUUUACAGGCUCCAAAUUAAAAAGCACCAUUCUCUGGAUAAACGUUUUGUUGCCUCUCAGAAAUCUCCAUGAGCGUUUUGCAUCAACAUGACUGUAGAUCGUAAGACUGUCAGAGCAUCAUGGGAAAUAUAUUCUGAAGGCUGGUGCAUGUGUAUGUGUGUUUUCUGUGCGUGUGCAACAAUCCCCAGUGAGAUACAGAGCUGUGAUGUGCCUUUGAUCUACACCAUACCACCAAAUACUCCAACAGAGUACCUUUACUGAUUUCUUUGCUAUUUCUACAAAAUUAACGAUUCUGCUCCAUCUGACAAACUGCUUUGAUCUUUUUUUAUUAUGUCAAACCUCAGUGAAAAAAAAUGCACUUUCUAUUUACUCACUCCUUAGAACAGUCACAUUCUCCUUUUGCUAGGACAUUAAAUGGAGCUUGAAAGUACGGA
Notothenia coriiceps (black rockcod) is the source of this 1369-nucleotide messenger RNA. Its product is annotated as baculoviral IAP repeat-containing protein 6-like. The coding region runs from base 76 to 339 and encodes 87 amino acids. The record is from RefSeq and is a predicted model, not a curated record. NCBI's taxonomy places the organism in Eukaryota, Metazoa, Chordata, Actinopteri, Perciformes, Nototheniidae. The transcript has 2 exons.